Molecule: messenger RNA, 1336 nt
Organism: Amyelois transitella
Lineage: Eukaryota; Metazoa; Arthropoda; Insecta; Lepidoptera; Pyralidae
Gene: mora
Product: cysteine and histidine-rich domain-containing protein morgana
Exons: 6
Coding region: 126-1172 (348 amino acids)
Source: RefSeq, a predicted model, not a curated record
ACUCGCUGUCACAAAAUCUCAGAUAUAUCAGAAAUCGAAACGAACGAAUCUUGCUUCUUUUUAUUAAUAAAAUUUCCUUCUUUUGAUUGAUUUAGUAAGAAUAAGACAUAAUUUAAUUGUGUGAAAUGCCAGAAAGUAUCAAUUUAAUUCAAUGCUACAACCGCGGUUGCGGUAAACAGUUUGAUCCCAAAAAUAAUGAUAAAGAUGAAUGCUGCCACCACCCGGGCUCCCCCGUCUUCCACGAUGCUUACAAGGGGUGGUCUUGUUGCAAUAAGAAGAGUGUGGAUUUUACAGAGUUUUUAAAUAUUAAAGGCUGUACAUUAUCCAAACAUUCAAAUGUGAAACCGCCAGAGCCAGAAAAGAAAGCAUUGGACAAAGAUCUGCAAGAGAAGGAAGUGAUUGUAGUUCGAGCGCCAGUAGCACCCCAGUUACCCAGGCCACCGUUUGAGUCCCCCCUGGUUGAGCUAGAUGCAAGGAUUGCAGACUCUUUGAAAGAAAUGGUUCAAAAAACCAAACAAAAAGAAGCCUCUGCUGAUGAUGGCACUAUAUCUGUGGGCACAACAUGUAAAAAUGGUGGUUGUAAUGUAUCCUAUGAGGGUCCUCAGUCAAAUGAUUCAGUGUGCACCUACCACCCCGGCUGCCCGAUAUUCCAUGAGGGUCUCAAGUUCUGGUCCUGCUGUCAGAAAAGAACCACUGACUUCAACACCUUCCUUAAUCAGCCGGGAUGUACUACUGGUUAUCACAAAUGGACUAAAGAGAGCACUGCAGCCGGAACAGUGAAAUGUCGCUGGGAUUGGCACCAAACGCCUGAGCACGUGAUUGUCAGUGUGUACGCCAAGAAGUACGACCCUAUCUCCAGCUUCGUCAAGCUGAACCCUAUCCGGUUGAACACCAAGCUGGUUUUUAAGGAAGAAGGCGAUGCAGUCUUUGAAAUAGAUCUGGAAUUGAGAGGAAUAAUAAGUGUAGAACAGAGCAGUGCAUCCAUGACACCGUCUAAAGUGGAAAUCAAAUUAAAGAAAGCAGAGCCCGGCGCGUGGAGCAAACUCGACUUUCCGAGGUCGGAGCCGAAAAAGGAGGAAUCUGACAACAAGCCGCAGAUACAGUCGCAAGACGAUGAUUCCGUGGAUCUCUCAGCGGUUGAAGCCAUCGGAAAAGUUCAUGUUACAAAUUGAAGAUAAUAAAUAUUUAUUUCUGUUCAAAUAGAAAAUGUAUAACUUUUGUACAAUUUUUUAAAGCACUAUAUUUCUUGUUGUUGUGCAACAGUAUUGUCUAUAACAGACAGGGUGUAGUGAUAACGUACACUAUGAUUAUGCAAAUAAAAUGUGCUUUUCACAAU